AUGGAAGAUAAUCCCAUUGAGAAAUGUGUAGAAGAACUACGAAAAAUGUGCAUUCAACUUCAUCCAGAUCUAUUCGAUACGGUUUUCGGUAAAGCCGAUGUUAAAGAAUCGGGACGAGAUAAUAUUGAUCGUCUCUUUGUCAUGACUCAAACACCUGAUGAAAUACGUAAUGCUGACUACUAUCAAUUCGGAGCUAAGGGUCGAAGUGAAGUACCUUUCAUAUGUGUUUGGAUCAGGCACCUUAGUGAAAUACCACCUGCAUAUGAUAAUCUCUUUGGACCAAGAUUCAAAUUGAUUUACGAUUGA
This is a messenger RNA of Rotaria sp. Silwood1, 306 nucleotides long. Lineage: Eukaryota; Metazoa; Rotifera; Eurotatoria; Philodinida; Philodinidae. The record is from the annotation of a GenBank genome assembly.